CCUGCAGCUGCAACCUGCACGCCCGGCGCUGCCGCUUCAACAUGGAGCUCUACAAGCUGUCGGGACGCAAGAGCGGGGGCGUCUGCCUCAACUGCCGCCACAACACGGCCGGCCGCCACUGCCACUACUGCAAGGAGGGCUACUACCGCGACAUGGGCAAGCCCAUCACCCACCGGAAGGCCUGCAAAGCCUGCGACUGCCACCCCGUGGGCGCUGCUGGCAAAACCUGCAACCAAACCACCGGCCAGUGUCCCUGCAAGGACGGCGUGACCGGCAUCACCUGCAACCGCUGCGCCAAAGGCUACCAGCAGAGCCGCUCCCCCAUCGCCCCCUGCAUAA
This is a messenger RNA of Myotis lucifugus (little brown bat), 339 nucleotides long. RefSeq names its product netrin-1-like. NCBI's taxonomy places the organism in Eukaryota, Metazoa, Chordata, Mammalia, Chiroptera, Vespertilionidae. The transcript has 2 exons. The annotation marks the transcript as partial. The record is from RefSeq and is a predicted model, not a curated record.